GAAGGGCGGGGCUUGGUGUGUGUCUGUCAAAGAUGGCGGCGGAGGUUUCCCAAACAGAGCGCAGCUGGACUCAGAUGUGCACUUUAUAGAAAACAAUGAAGGUUUUAACGUGAUCUAAAGGAUAGUUUACACUUUAAGAACCCGAUAGAACCGGGCCGAGGCCGGAAUGCGACACAAUGAACUCCAGCUGCUGAGAAAACCCAAAGAAAAACAAGAUGGAUCCGGCGCUGCCCGGCUCCGACACUCCCCCAGCCGCCACCGAGCCCCAGCCUCACGGCGCCAGCCCCGGAGACUCCCGCCGCAGACCGGGCUCCGGACCCGGCUCCGGGCCCGGCUCCAGACCCGGGGGACAGCGGCACCGGCGCAGGACAGACCCCGGGGGCAGCGGCAGCAGAGAGGGCAGACGCGCCAGCAGCAGCCGCGGAGGAGAUUUCCUCUGUCCUGUGUUUAAACCGUGCGACAGUCUGAGGCUGAGGUCAGAGGAGAGAGAGGAGACGCGCAGGAGGUGCGAGCAAAAGGGCGUUCUGUCCGACUCCGAGAACGAGGAACCCAUCACCAUCAGAAUCAGACACAUCUCAGCGUUCAUCAGGAAGACGUCCACUGCUUUGUCCAGCGGGGGUCAGAGGAGUCGCAGUUGUUCAGAGCCGGUGGAGGACCGAGGGAAGCUGAGGGUGGUUCUGCAGCCGGCGCUGACCGACCCUAUGGGGGCGUGUCACAGCCUGACCGCAGGGAUCCUCCUCUCGUCUGAAAACAGUCGCUCUGUGUCGGUGCCGAUCGUCCCGCCUCAGCGGCGUUUGGCGUGGAGCGCGGUGGUGCCCGCGCCGGCCGGGCCUCUGAGCCAAUGGGACCGCGGCGCCUCUUCUUCUCUCGGCCAAACGGAGCGCUCGGUGAGCCCGGACAGUAACGACAGUAUCUCUGAGGAGUUAAACCACUUUAAGCCCAUCGUGUGCUCGCCGUGCACGCCGCCCAAACGCCUGAGCGACGGACGCCUGCUCGAGCCGCGCAUCGUCAAGUCUACGCCCAGGAACCUGAGGCAGCUCGGGACCUCCAGCCAGGGGGCGUGGCUGCAGACGAGCGCCGUGGUGAUGCAGAAGUGGAGACAGAUCGAGCUGGAUCGACAGAAGGUUUCCGCGGCGAUGGAGGGAUGCUGCCCCGUCUCCGUGGCGACGCUCACCAGCCCCGUUAAUGACUCCCACGCUGCGCCCAGAAACAGACGCAGACUUUUGUUCGACGCACAGGAACAAGUCCCACUCAAAGUCCCUGCAAUACGCCCCCAGGACCAGAGUCUAGGACUGAGGUUCAAAUCUACCUCCAAAAGGAAACAGAACCCCAAACUGCGCGAGUCUAAGAGGCGGCGCCCAGACGCUAACCCCGAGGCUAACUGCACUGACGCUAACUCCUAUGGGAAACGCAGUGUAAAGGCUAGUGCUACCGUUAGCGCUCAGGAGAGGGCCGACAGAGCCUUAGCACUGCAGCUACAGAGACACUUCGACGGCGUUUCAGACCCGUACUUCCUCCGAUCGGCCAGUCAGAGCGCAGACAGGGGGCGGAGCCUGAGGAGCACCUGGACCAAUCAGAGCGCAGACAGGGGGCGGAGCCUGCGGAGCUCACGGCGUCUCAAACGACAUAAAGACUGAAGCUCCACCUCUGCAGUGUUUCAGGGUUAAAACAGUGAUGUUAGCGUGUACAUUAAAGAGGGGGUAUUAAAUCUUUAAAAUGUUUAGCUUUGUACCAUUGUUCCCUCAUCCUCCCUCCUUAUGGUUAGCAGUACGAGGCUCCGCCCACAAGAGCACAUCACCCAUGACACAAACCGUGCACUAUGACCUGACAAACCUGGUGUGAUGUGCGGUAGUUUCAUUAGUGCGACGCAGCUGAUUGUGUUGUGAUAGUGCUCUGAAGGGGGAGGAGCUUAGCACAGAGAGCAAAAGCUAAACUGAAAACUUAUAGAACAUGUUAAUAGGUUCUUUUGGGCGAAUAUAACAUUUUCAAUAAAAGGAAACAUGGCAGUCUAAAUAUUUUACAGUUAAAACCCCCUCUUUAAUAUUCUAACGUACACGUGGGACGCUGGGGUCAGAGUCACGUACACAGUGUUGGGAAGAAUCUAAAUGUACAGAACACAGGACAUGGAAACAACAGGAAACUGUAAUAUGGGCCGUUUAAUCUUUAAGCAUCAUUUAGACCAGAGUCGUCUCUUAAGUUUAUAAUAAUACAUCAACUCUAAUCUUAUGCUCUGUUUUAGACUCUAGGGGGCGCCCUACUCUUCUGUAUUAUUGCCAAAAACACUGAAAUGAACUCUAAAGGAGGUAAACUCACAAACACAGAGCUGUCGCCGUCCUACCUGAAGGAGCUGGACCACAGUUUGAGAAACACUGCAGUACAAAUACACAAUACUGAAUACUUAAACGUGUAAGACAUGUAUUCUUCCCAGCACUGGAGGUACACGAGACACGGCCCUGAGACCGGCUCUGCCUCGACAGACGGAGCAGGAAGUGACACUUUUAAUUUAAAGACUAAAAUAUGCAAAUGAGCGGGUCACGUGACCUGCAGCAGCCAAUAGAAACCAGCGAUUACAGACAUUCCACAGACGUCUUCCAGAGGAUGAUGGGAAAUGAAGUAUUUACACUCAUGUACGCUUUAAUUUAAUAAACAAACUGUCUUUGA
Periophthalmus magnuspinnatus is the source of this 2661-nucleotide messenger RNA. RefSeq names its product ring finger protein 169 (gene rnf169). Lineage: Eukaryota; Metazoa; Chordata; Actinopteri; Gobiiformes; Gobiidae. Gene Ontology annotation, molecular function: nucleosome binding; ubiquitin-protein transferase activity. Gene Ontology annotation, biological process: double-strand break repair. The record is from RefSeq and is a predicted model, not a curated record. Gene Ontology annotation, cellular component: nucleus; site of double-strand break. The transcript is spliced from 7 exons. The coding region runs from base 216 to 1637 and encodes 473 amino acids.